GACCACUCCUUGAAGCUCCCGACUCUGGAAUAGGGAUCGCAUUGUAGCGCGAACACAAACUUUCCUAACCGACAAAACCGCAGAUCGGCCCGCCACACUACGGGAACGUUCCCUGUUUCCGGGGCGCAAAAGUCUGGAAAAAUUGGGGAAAACCCCAUUGGCCGCAGCUGGCCGGGUGCGUUCGAUUCGAAACCGUGAUCGGGUAGUGUCCACUUGGUAUUCCAGAUUUUUCGCUCGCGAGAUGAACAGGCGGUGUGCAACCUCCAAGUGGAAGGGAACGAGAGGACUGCCCGACUUUAGGGCCCCGCUUUCCAGGAAAGGAUAAACACCGUCGACACGACGAUCGCUGUGCUGGCCGAGCCCCAUCAGCGAGAUGGGGCCCAAUGGGGCCAAGCCCUGGAUGUACAGGGCUGGCCCAGGCCCAUGGCCCGGCUACAACCUGAUACUGCUACCAAUUGUGAUAUUAAUGGGACUGUUCGGCACAACCACCAUUACGAAAGCCGAUCGGUUACACCAUGCGAGACAUCCGGUAUAAGUGGAACGAAGGUCCCAACUCGGUCGGCGUAUCGAACGAGGUCUCGUUGCCCCAAUUCAAGGUUCUCGGACAUCGGCAAAGAGCCAUGGAGAUCUCCCUCACCACAGGAAACUACUCGCGUUUGGCCUGCGAGAUCCAGUUCGUGCGCUCCAUGGGUUACUACCUGAUCCAGAUCUACAUCCCCUCUGGACUGAUCGUCAUCAUUUCCUGGGUGAGUUUCUGGCUGAACCGCAAUGCCACGCCUGCCAGAGUGGCGCUGGGCGUCACCACUGUCUUGACCAUGACCACACUGAUGUCGUCUACGAAUGCCGCCUUGCCCAAGAUCUCCUACGUCAAAUCGAUUGACGUCUAUCUGGGCACAUGUUUCGUCAUGGUCUUCGCCAGUCUUCUAGAAUACGCCACCGUCGGCUACAUGGCGAAACGGAUACAGAUGCGGAAAAACCGCUUCCUGGCCAUCCAGAAGAUCGCCGAGCAGAAGAAACUGAACGUGGAUGGCGGGCCGGACGACCACCUUCCCAAGCAAACUGCCGUGCGCUUCAAGGUCCACGACCCGAAGGCUCACAGCAAAGGGGGCACGUUGGAGAGCACGGUGAAUGGGGGGCGCGGCGGACGCGAAGGAGGCGCCGAUGAUGAGGUGGCAGGCGGGCCCCCCAUUCCCCAACACAUCAUGCACCCCAACAAGGACAUCAACAAGCUCUACGGCAUCACACCAUCGGAUAUCGAUAAGUAUUCGAGGAUCGUGUUUCCGGUCUGUUUCGUUUGCUUCAAUCUGAUGUACUGGAUCAUUUACUUGCACAUUUCGGACGUGGUGGCCGACGACUUGGUACUGUUGGAGGUCGACAAGUAAAAGUGUCCAUCGCAAACAAGCACUGAACAAUUAUCACGUUGCCGGCGAGUGAAACGUUGUGAGAAACUAUGGCGAACGUUGCCCGAAAAACGCCCGUUUCCAGACCGAGUCAACGGGUUCUUAGCCGGCUUAGAUGAGUUCUUCGGUUUUACCAUAGGAAAACGACGACGAAUGUGCUCCGAUUCGUUCAACUUGGUUGUUAUGUGAAUAAGUUUAUGUUUAUUGUUGUUAUGAGGGAGUGAGUGAAUAGGGCCGAGAAAUUUCAUGAGGCUGACCUAUCAGGGAUUUUUCAAGAUCACACGUUUCGAGGAAUGGCUCACUUCAAGACCAUCAUUUGAAGCAGGCUUGGUCGUAAGCAAGGCACUCUGGAAUGGUUCAUUUACGGACUUCCGUUGUCUUACACAGAUUUUUUUAUUGCAACGUUUGGAUUGGAAUCUCCAUCCGUUAUCAGGCAAAAUUUUCAACUACCUAUCUUCCACCAGUAUCUUCUAUGGUCUGUCCAAUUUUAGUAAGUGAAACUUAUAGAAUUUGCAGCCUAUAGUUUCCUCUUUAAAAUGUGCAAAUUUCAAGUGGCUGUCUGAUAUGGAUUGGGAGUUAUACAUUUUUCGAGGAGAGCGUGAAGCUGGGCGAACAUGCCACAUUUUUUAGUUCAUCCGUAAAUCUCCAAGGAAUGAAAAUCUUGCGCGAUUUAACUGAAACUGUUAGAAUUUUCAGUCGCUAGUGGUAUAGACUGCAGAAAUAUGUGCAAUAGAACGUUCAAAUUUUAAGUAGCUUCCUUAUGUGGAUUGGGAGUUACACAUGUUUAAAGGAGAUCGUGCAGUUGCGCAAGCAUGCUCAUUUUUGGUCCAUUAUUUAUACAUCCGCAAAAAAUUAAAAUCUCUGGCGUAUUUAGGGAAACUUUUUGAAAUUGCCGCAUCUAGUAUCUUCUAUGAAAUGUGAAAAUUUCAAGUUUUUGCCUUAGGCAGAUCCAAAGUUACGAAUGUUUAAAGGAGAGCGUGCAGUUCAGCGAACAUCCUCAUUUUUCAGCAAAAAAUCGGGAUCUUGAGCGAUUUAAGAAUGAGAUCUAUGAAAUCCGCAUAUUUGAAGUGGCUAUCUCAUGUUGAUUCAAAGUAGCAAAUAUUUAAAGGAGAUCGUGCUGAUGGGCAAACAUACCCAAUUUUGGUGCAACAUUUGUAAGACCGCAAAAAAUUAAAAUCGCUGUCGAUUUAAACAAAACCUUUCAAUUCCAGAGGCACUUGUCUCUUCUAUCAUAUGUGAAAAUUUCAGGUUGCAGUCUUAUGUGGAUUGAAAGUUACAAAUUUUUAAAGGAGAGCGUGCAGUUGGGCGAACGAACUUAUUUUGGUCCUUCAUUUAUAAGGCCGCAAAAAAUCAGCACCGAUGGCGAUUUAAGUUAAACUUUCAAAGUUUGCAACUUCCACUCACUAUCUUCUACUGAAUGUGUAAAUUUCAAGUUUUUCCAAGCAAAACGUUGCAAAAAAUCAUCUUUUUAAGACAAUGGCAGUCCCAAUAAGCCAUUCAACUUAGCAGUGUCUUCGACAUUUGUACACAUAAAUAGUCUUCGAAUUGUUUAGCCGGACUUCCAUUCAACCUCAAUAUUGUCAAUAAACAACAUGAAUUUCAUGGCUAACUAAUGGUUGUUACACUCCAAACUUGGUUACCAGAGAAGCUCUGUCAAAGCAUGUAAAGUUUCGUUAAAUUUCUGAUAGUUUAUCGAUUGGUUAAAUGUUAGAUAUAUUUUUGUAGUUUAGAGAAUUAGCGAAGGAAAAUGAAGAACGUUAGAACACUUGAUGAAUUUGAUUGAUACGGGGGCGCAGCGAAAUCGUAACAUGUUUCCCGGCUUUGUUUCGCGCCGGCCUCGUAUCCACGAAGAAAAAAACCAGUUUGUUUAAUGCCCAUGUAAAUAUGACGUUCCUGUUUUUAUACCUAACUAAAGCGCACCUAAUACUCAUUGAAAAUGCAAUUAUUUUUUAGACUAGCAGUUAUAGCACUACACUCUGAUCGGCCUGGGGAAAUUUGCGUUUUUUGUCGGCCCCGAAUCGAUUUUCCGUUAGUCUAGAUUAGUUUCUAUGAUUCGAUGGCGAAGGGCGUGAACUUGCCCAGGCGGAAUCCGGCUCGUUUACAGGGUGUUCUAAGAAAUACCCGCAAACGCAUUUUAUAUAAAUGAACUAAACAUUGCGCAACAGCGCGACUGUAGUCGCGUAGAAACGAAAUUCUAAAAUAUGUAAAAUAAUAUAAUGUAAUUAAAAUAUAUAUUAUACACAAAAGGAAAUGAGAAUACAAAACGCCUUUGGUAUAGUCCCACUUUGGCGUUGAUUGCUCCUCCUACCACAGUUCGGUUCAUGUUUUAAUUGGCCAAAUUUGUUCACACUUUCCAGCCAACCAAAGCGCCAGGAUUAUAUCAGAUGUGUUUUCGAUAGAUAAACGCGCUCGUAGCCCACAAGAAAAUAUCUAGUGAAACAAUGAAAUAAAAUUGUAUAUAAUUUAGAUUCACAAAUCAACCAUGUUGCUGGACGGUAAUGUUUAUGUGAGCGCGCCCUUUUACCCAUUUCAUUAAAUUCGACCGGCGACAAAAGGGCGUGGUCCGGCAAAAAAGAAUUAUUUUACAACCUGAACUUGUUAAGUAUAUUACACAAAACACAUAUACACAGCGUUUAAGAAUCUAUAAAGUAUUAAAAAAAUUGUAGCACAUGCACAGAGCAAGAGUCUGACUAUACGGAGCAAUACUAAACUUUAUUAUAGUACCGAAAACAGCAUUGUUUUUCUCUUUGUGACAAUUCACAGGUUUUUUGAUUCAUUUAGAAAUUGCACACACUUAGCACAAAAUCAGCGAGCAAAGCCGAGAUCUGACGAAAAUGUACAAAGACCACGCAAAAUCUAACGAGGCGUAGAAAAAAAGAAGAAAGUGGAUAUAGAAGACUUAAUCAAGCCGCUGGAUUUGCUCAAAUAAACGAUUUACUACUGCCCAUCUGUCACUAUUAUGACAAGUUUCCAUAGAAAUGUGUCAUUGUAAGUGACAGUUUUGCCAAAAAGUCGGUUUUUACUGUGACUUAAAACUGGAGUUGUAAGUUUUAGCAAAUCCAUCCAUUUGAAUGAGAGAAGAAUGAAUAAAACUUUUGUGGUGAUUCUCAACUGAUUUUUCUAAUUUUUGACUUGAGGAAUGAAUUGAGGCGUUUACACGGGAGUUUAAAGGGUUUGAAAGUAAAAGAAACACGCAACAUGGCAAAAACUGAUGUUUCUUCGAGAAUUCAUCAAAGCCAUUUGGUGGCUAUUAAAGAAAAAUUCCUAAGUUUGUCAAAGAUGGCUGUGCACACUCUGUUUUUUAGAUCUAGCUAUUUUAGACGUCUAGUUGUAGAUAUACUUAGCGAGUAUGUUAUUUCACUUAGUUGAGGAAUUCUGGACAUUUGAGUCCAACUGAACUGUUAGAGGCGGGUCUUGGUACAUCGCCAUCAUCAUCAGAACCAAACGCUUCUUUGUUCGAAUUUGGCACCCAACUCGGAAUCUUAUCUUAGUGGGCACAAUGAGGCAUUUUAUUUGUUUCCAAUUCUUUGGUUGUUUUACUGUGACUAACUGUUUCACUCUAACACAACCGAUUUUCGAGUUAUUGAGCUGUUAUCGAUACGAAUUUGAUCUCGACGUUUCAGUAGCACGCAUCGCUAUCGUCUUCCGAGGUGUCAGGACCUAAUUACUAUCGUCAACGGCCUAAUGACGCGAAAAAUGAGAUUAUUUACUCAACUACCCUGUAACAUAAUGCUAGGCUGACGUUGAAACCCAAUAAGAUCAUAGAGAAAUCAAUUAUUUAAAGAUAAUGGUAGACUGUAGCUUGGAUUUAUGUCAGCGGAGGCCUGCUCGUUGAGUGGGGACUAAAAUGUUUCUUUUUUUAGUAUUUUUCUGCUCUAUUUUCAUGAAACGCCACUGUCACCGGAUGUACAUUAUAGGGUUUAAUUUGUUUCGCAAUCGGUUUCACUCACGUUUCGUUGCCAUUGUGGAAGGAAUCGUCAAAAUAUUUACUCAAUUCAGCCAAACUAUCAUCGUUGGCUCUCAGUUUCCUGGGCUUCCUUCCCUAGUGGCCUGAGAUUCGUUUACCCAAACAUGUGCAUAUAUUUCGAUUAAAAGGGCCUCGUAGUGGCGUCUCAUGCCAACUUUUUUGGGCGUUUCAGUCCAAAAACCGCGUAAUAGAGAAUUAAAUAAAAAAGGGCCACACCCCCCUUUACACCGCAUUGCGGGUGACUUAUUGCUCACUUACAAGAUAUUCUAAAUAAUAAGAGAAAGUUGUAUUGUAUUAUACUGUGAAAGGUCGUGAUAUGGCCGGGGCCUGAGUUUGGUGCCUUUUUCGGUUUCUCCAUCGGCUUUUACUUUCGUCCUCAACUUCUUAGUGGGGCUCCAAACAGACCCCCCCGGUUAUGGCACGAGCACUCGAAUCAUUCCAAUUAUUUAAUUACUUAUGUAUUAUUAUGAUUAUUAUUAUUAUUAUUAAAGAUGAAAUAAGGACUACGUAUUGCGUAGAUAUAUACUGUUUGGCGUUUUUAUUUGAUUAAAAAACUGUAAAACCAA
Messenger RNA from Dendroctonus ponderosae (mountain pine beetle), 5933 nucleotides. It is a transcript of the gene Rdl, whose product is annotated as gamma-aminobutyric acid receptor subunit beta. Gene Ontology annotation, cellular component: membrane; neuron projection; synapse. Lineage: Eukaryota; Metazoa; Arthropoda; Insecta; Coleoptera; Curculionidae. The record is from RefSeq and is a predicted model, not a curated record. Gene Ontology annotation, molecular function: extracellular ligand-gated monoatomic ion channel activity; GABA-A receptor activity; chloride channel activity. Gene Ontology annotation, biological process: nervous system process; chemical synaptic transmission; signal transduction.